AUGGUAAUAAAAAUUGUUUUUCUAGCCUGCAGACAGGAUUAUUGUUAUCCUCUGACCUGUGAAGACAUCUACUACAGUGGGUAUCAGAACAGCGGUGUCUAUCAGAUCUACCCAGCAGAAACAUACACUCCAGUAAAUGUUUACUGUGACAUGAAAACAGAUGGAGGAAAGUGGACGGUAUUUCAGAAGAGAAUGGAUGGGUCUGUGAAUUUUUACCGUGACUGGAAUGCUUACAAGUUGGGUUUUGGACAGGCCGAUGGAGAAUACUGGUUAGGACUGGAAAAUAUAUACCUUCUAACACUGAAGAAAAAUCUUGAAUUACGAAUUGACCUAGAAGAUUUUGAAGGAAAGAAAGUAUAUGCCAAAUACAAAAACUUCACUCUUUCACCACAAUCUAUAAAUGGAGAGCAGGAAGGAUACAGACUAUUUAUACAUGGAUUUGUUGAUGGAGGAGCAGGUAGUGCCCUCACUUACCAAAAUGGGACAAAAUUUACCACUUAUGAUCGUGACCAGGAUGAACACGGUGGACUAAACUGCGCUAAAACAUACUCGGGAGCUUUUUGGUAUAACGGCUGUCAUCACGCUAAUCCUAAUGGCCUUUAUUUAAGUGGACAACAUUCAUCAUUUGCAAAUGGUGUUAACUGGUAUACCUGGAAAGGGUUCUACUAUUCUCUAAAAGUGGUUGAAAUGAAGAUAAGACCAGUUUAAAUUACACUUGACAGAAAUAUUUUCAAGAAAUGAAUAUCAGAAACAAUGGAACUGUAACACGCAUUGCCAAAAUAUUAGGAAGAGUAAUUUCAGUCCUUCCCUUCUUUCUUGCCCUUAGAAUUAAUUGUUAACUUGCUAAAUA
This is a messenger RNA of Protopterus annectens (West African lungfish), 850 nucleotides long. Its product is annotated as microfibril-associated glycoprotein 4-like. NCBI's taxonomy places the organism in Eukaryota, Metazoa, Chordata, Ceratodontiformes, Protopteridae. Bases 1 to 708 code for a protein of 235 amino acids. The record is from RefSeq and is a predicted model, not a curated record. The transcript has 4 exons. Gene Ontology annotation, biological process: elastic fiber assembly.